Molecule: messenger RNA, 2771 nt
Organism: Capra hircus (goat)
Lineage: Eukaryota; Metazoa; Chordata; Mammalia; Artiodactyla; Bovidae
Gene: TICAM2
Product: toll like receptor adaptor molecule 2
Exons: 2
Coding region: 171-869 (232 amino acids)
Biological process (GO): positive regulation of natural killer cell activation; TRIF-dependent toll-like receptor signaling pathway; response to exogenous dsRNA
Molecular function (GO): protein kinase binding
Source: RefSeq, a predicted model, not a curated record
GCGGGUCCGCGCCGCCGCCCGGCCGUCUCGACCCCCGCCCACCGGAAGUCGCGGAGCGCUCGGCGGGCGAGGGAGACGUCGCCGUGGGGCUCGGAGCAGCGCACCUCCCCGAACGAAAUGAAAUGCUGAGAGAUAAAUAAAGCUUUCCUCUUCUGACUCGGAUCUUUAUAAUGGGUAUCGGAAAGUCUAAAACGGAUCCCUGCCAUCUUUCUGUGCCCUGGGGUAAAAGCCAGAGUGUGGAUACUAGUCAAAGCCCUCAGACGUCAGAUUCCAAGCAAUCUGAAGACAUCUCCCUGCAUGGUGAUGCUGUGUGCAGCACUACUGCAGAGAUGCCAGCAGGGGAGCAGGAGGGAGUGGAGGAGAGCCCUGAAGAGGACACAGAAGAAGAGGUGUUCCUCAAAUUUGUGAUACUGCACGCUGAAGAAGACACAGCCGAAGCCCUCCGAGUCCAGAGCCUGCUGGAAAACGACUUUGGCAUCAAGCCUGGAAUCAUCUUUGCCGAGAUGCCAUGUGGCAGACAGCAUUUACAGAACUUGGAUGAUGCUGUCAACGGGUCUGCCUGGACUAUCUUACUGUUGACUGAAAACUUCUUAAGGGACACCUGGUGUAAGUUCCAGUUCUAUUCGUCCCUCAUGAACUCCGUUAACAGGCAGCACAAGUACAACUCCGUCAUCCCUAUGCGGCCCCUGAACAAGCCCCUGCCCCGAGAGAGAACUCCCUUUGCUCUACGGACCAUCAACGCCCUGGAGGAAGAAAGUCGUGGCUUUCCUACCCAGGUGGAAAGGAUUUUUCAGGAGUCUGUGUACAGGAUACAGCAAGCUAUAUGGAAGGAGACCAGAAAUAUGGUACAAAGGCAAUCUGUUGCCUGAGACAGCACACACAACACACGACAGACUCUUGUUUUGUAAAACAAAGGAUUUAUCUUCACUUGCGAAAACAAGUUCCUAGAAGUUUCAAUGAAGGAGAACCUUCCUCUUACAGAAACCUGUGGAGCCCAAGAAAGAUAAAUUUCUGCAGGACUGUCUGUAAAACUGUGGUAUUUGUUGAUGUUUCCAUAAACUGGGAAUCUUCAGAGUUUCAAGAGCUCUGUUUCCUCUCAGUUUUCCUGGUUCAUGAUUACUACAAAGGAUAUUUUAAAUUCAUCUUCUUAUAUUGAACUUGAAUGAAAACUUAGACAUUUAAAAAAUGCAGUUAAUUACCCUUUGAUUUUGUUCUCAAAGGACACACAGGAGAAAACGACCUCGAGACAUCUGACCAGCCUGCCUUUCGAGGUACCUCUCACGAAUGUUGUAAUGAAGCACUCCCGGUGUUGCCACCCAGACACGAGGACAGCCAGGCUAGAACGUUGAGAAUGUGGAGUGCUGAUAAGUGUGAAACCCAAAAUAGAUGCGGCAGUGGUGGGGCUCCUUAAAAGAAUCCAGUCAAAUGUCCUUCCCUUUCUGCUGCAGUGUAUAUAUUUGCAGGCAGUUCCCACCACAUUUGUUGGUACUGUGGUUAGGACUCUGCCUGGUGUGGACAUGACCUCUGGAGCCAGCAGCUCUCUACGUUGGUCAUCGGCUAUGCCCAGAACUUUGUUUGAAGAGCUUCUGAAAGGUGUAUGUAUCCUUGGCCAGAUGUUCUUCUUUAAAAUCAGUAACCUCUCCUUUGCAAGCAGUUAAAAAUUCCUGUCUUGCACAGUACUUUAUCAAGGAAAUAUUUCUCAGUAGCCUGAGUGUGUGUGUGUGUGUGUGUGUGUGUGUGUGUGUGUGUGUGUGUGUAUGUUGUAGAUUACUUUCAGACUUGAAGUGGGAAAUGCAUUUUAUGGUUUCUUGUCCCACAGUGAUAGCGAAUCAGAGGCUCCAAGCAGACCAGUUCCUCUCUUUCACAGCCCUUCUGCCCCAGCAGAGAUUGAUGGAGAACUAUCAAGUGCAGACCAGGAAUGGGAGAGACUGGGUCCCGUCAUGCUGUAGUGAGAAAAGCGCCCGAUAGGGUAUCAGAGCACCUGGUUCUUUCCAGUCUUUUUUACUGAGGAGGAAUGUGACCAUGGGCAAGCUACUACCCUCCUUCAUCUGUGAAAAGAAAGGAUUGGAUUGAUAAAUCUGCACAGGGCACUGUCCUCUCCCAGAAUGUGAACAACGAGGAACCAGGAAAGGGAACAAGCAAACAAAUGAUAGAAUUUUAUAAUGUGAUUUAUGAUUUAAUAGAUGCAGGAGGCUUCAUGUAUAUGCUCACAAUGAAAGGAUAUUGUAUAUGUUUACAGCAUAAUUGACUUCUAAUGCUACCCAUUACACUCUUACAGUUACAGAAAAAUAUUACAAUGCAUACUUAGAUUUUUUUUUUUAAGUAAAAAAUUUUUUCUAGAGACCUUUGCUGCAGAAACAUUCUGCCCUCUUUUUCUUUCUCUUUAUCCCCACUUCUCCGUAUCCCCUUGCUAACACUGGGGUUUGCUCACAGCCUUCUGCAGUCCGCCUCUUCACAGUCAUGAACCAACAUGUUUCAUAAUCUUGCAAGUCAGUCAGACCUCCCCCGCUACUAGUACUUAUUAAAGAUAAGAUUCUUCUCAUUGCAUGGUGACUUAAAAGUUCCCUUCUGUCAUAGGAGCUGACUACUCACUUUUCUUUUUCAGUUCUAAUGAUAAGCAUUUUGUUGUUGUUGCUAUACUGCUUCCUGCAUCUCCAGGUUCAUAUACAAAUAAAACAGUAACCACUCCCCCUUGCCUGCCUGCCUGCCAAAGUUGGAGCAAUUGACGCUGGAUGGUGUUUUUUAAAUAAAUGUUUUUAUUCUUUACCUUG